Messenger RNA from Paraphaeosphaeria sporulosa, 468 nucleotides. RefSeq lists its product as uncharacterized. The coding region runs from base 1 to 468 and encodes 155 amino acids. The record is from RefSeq and is a predicted model, not a curated record. NCBI's taxonomy places the organism in Eukaryota, Fungi, Ascomycota, Dothideomycetes, Pleosporales, Didymosphaeriaceae. The transcript is spliced from 2 exons.
AUGCAAGCUGCAGGCUCGGCGAGCAAGACAUCGAAAGACGCAUUUCGCUACGCGAUGCUGUUGCCGAAAGAGCCGCAUCUCAAACACACUGCUCAUGGUGUUACAGGAUACUGGAAAGAUGCCUUCGAGGUACGGCGCAGCAGUCUCUCAAGAGGUUUGGCCGGAUUUCCCCGGCGACAGUCGGUUGUUGUUCCCUCUCCUUUACGAUCUUUUCUCUUCGCGUCCAGUUACACGCAACCGCGGGAACCUCGACGCUCAGGCUCCGAGUACGCAACAUCGGAAAUUACGCCUUUAUCACAGGGUCGCGUGGCUUCAACUGCCGCUAAGCUGGCACCGCCUUCCCCAGACCGUGCCGUUGGCGCUAUCGAGCCAACUUCGCCACCGUCGAACGGUUCAGAGAACCCAUGCGCCUGGAUGCAAUCGGGGAACGUUGCCGGGUUCUCGACCUUGAAGAGGAUAGUCGCUUGA